Molecule: messenger RNA, 1660 nt
Organism: Benincasa hispida (wax gourd)
Lineage: Eukaryota; Viridiplantae; Streptophyta; Magnoliopsida; Cucurbitales; Cucurbitaceae
Product: phenolic glucoside malonyltransferase 1-like
Source: RefSeq, a predicted model, not a curated record
GAGACAAACAACCUUCUCAAAAAGAUGCCACAAUAUUUCCAUGGCGGAAGAUCAUCAUGGGUCCAUCAAGGUCCUCGAGAUUUGCACGAUAUCUCCUCCGCCGGGAUCCGCCGUACCGGCCUCUCUUCCACUCACCUUCUUCGACAUCCUCUGGUUCCGCUUCCCUCCAGUCGAACGCCUCUUCUUCUACAAAUCUCCGGCGGCAUUCCACGCCAUUCUUUUAAACCUCAAAAACUCUCUCUCUCGCGUCCUGCAACACUACCUUCCCCUCGCCGGAGCAAUCGUCUGGCCGGAAACAUCCCCCAAACCGGCCGUCGUUACCACCGCCGGCGACGGCGUUGUGCUGACGGUGGCGGAAUCCGACGCCGACUUCGACCAUCUCGUCAGCGAUGGGUUGCGUGAGGAGGCGAAGCUUCGGCCUCUGGUGGCGGAGCUUGCAGUGGAGGAGGAGCGGGCGGCGGUGAUGGCGGUGCAGGUGACUUCGUUUGGGAAGGGUGGAUUUAGCAUCGGAAUAACUGCCCAUCACGCGAUUCUGGACGGGAGAUCGUCGACUUCGUUCGUGAAAUCGUGGGCGGGAUUGUGUAAAAAUUUGGUUGCGGGAGGUGAGCCUGUUUCUCCAGCGGCUGAGACGAUGCCGUUUUACGAUCGGAGCGUGGUCGCCGAUCCGGCGGGACUUGAGGCCAUAUAUUUAAAAUCUUGGUUGGCCAUGGGAGGGCCCAACAACAGAAGCUUAAAAUGUUUUGACGUCACAAUUCCGCCGGAUCUAUUCCGAGGCACAUUCAAGCUGAAUCUCCAAAAUAUCCAAAAACUCAAGCAAUUUGUACUCAGACACCGGACCCCGACCCACCCGCCGCUCCACGUCUCCACCUUCACGGUGACGAUGGCGUACACAUGGGUCUGCACCUCCGUGGCCGACGGUUCCCCACCCGACGGCGAGAGGGCCUUCGGAAUGUCGGUGGACGCCCGAGGGAGGCUGGACCCACCUCUGCCGGUGACAUACUUCGGAAACUGCGUGGUCGUCCGAGGCAUCGCCUUGGAGAGGGCCAAAUUGGUUGGGCAAAAGGGAGUAGUUGCCGCCGUGGAGGUGAUAUCGGAUAUGAUCAAAAGCUUGGAAGAAGAGGGGCCUCUAAAUGGCGCCGAAAACUGGGUUUCGUUGAUAGCGGAAGGUGCAAAAAACAAUUGGAAGCCGAUUUCCACCGCUGGAUCGCCGAAAUUUGAGGUGUACAGUGUGGAUUUCGGUUGGGGGACGCCAGAGAAGGUCGAAGUUGUGUCCAUUGAUGCCACGGGAGCAGUUUGCAUCUCCGAAAGCCGAGACGGCGGCGGCGUGGAGAUUGGGUGGACGGCGAAGAGGGAUGUUAUGGAAAACUUCGCUGCGGUUUUUGCUAAAGGUCUUCAAGAACUUUAAGGAAGGACAAUGAGCUAACAUUUACGAAAUCAAUAAUUGAGGAAGUUCUGUCCAUGGAAAUGGGUAGGAUUUAGUUUGACCACAUCAGACGUUCCCAAAAUUUAGUGACAGAUGGGUUGGCUCAUUCAUUGUUGGUGGGAUCAUUGUUUUUAUUUGACUUUGUCAUUAAGUUGAGACAGAUUUAGUCUCGUUAUCUUUGUAAUUGAUCCAUUGUUUGUGUUUCUUUAAAAAUAAUCGGAGAUUUUAUUAUUAUUA